Messenger RNA from Chanos chanos (milkfish), 2712 nucleotides. RefSeq names its product glutamate dehydrogenase 1a (gene glud1a). The transcript is spliced from 13 exons. Bases 162 to 1793 code for a protein of 543 amino acids. Gene Ontology annotation, cellular component: mitochondrion. NCBI's taxonomy places the organism in Eukaryota, Metazoa, Chordata, Actinopteri, Gonorynchiformes, Chanidae. The record is from RefSeq and is a predicted model, not a curated record. Gene Ontology annotation, biological process: L-glutamate catabolic process. Gene Ontology annotation, molecular function: L-glutamate dehydrogenase (NAD+) activity.
GCCUGCCUUCUAAAAACAAGAAAGAUACGGCAUAGAUGCUGUCAGUUCAGUUUAGACCGGGAUAGGUUUAGAUACAGGAUCCGCGUUCCGCGUUCGGCUGACCAUUACAGUUAUUCAUUUAGCCAACUGCAUAGCGUUUAUUUGUCAAUACCUCGAUAAAAAUGUACAGGUAUCUAGGAGAGUUACUCACUCGAGGGGCAAGUAGCGCCUUGGCCUCGGGAUGCGUCGACUCUGCUUUGCCGGCUUCCGCGUCCUUAAUGCGGGUUCGCCACUACAGCGAAGCCGUUGGAGAAAAGGAAGAUGACCCCAAUUUCUUCAGAAUGGUCGAAGGCUUCUUCGACCGCGGUGCUGCAAUUGUGGAGGAUAAACUCGUUGAGGGCCUUAAAAACAGAGAAACGCCCGAGCAGAAGAGACACAGAGUUCGGGGGAUCCUCAAGAUUAUCAAGCCCUGUAAUCACGUUCUAGCCGUGUCGUUCCCCAUCAAGCGAGACAACGGCGAAUGGGAAAUGAUAGAGGGGUACAGGGCCCAACACAGCCAGCACAGGACACCCUGCAAAGGAGGUAUCCGUUACAGCACGGAAGUGUCUGUGGAUGAGGUCAAAGCCCUGGCAUCUUUGAUGACGUAUAAAUGUGCUGUUGUUGAUGUGCCUUUUGGAGGAGCAAAAGCUGGUGUGAAGAUUAACCCGAGGAAUUAUUCUGACAAUGAAUUGGAAAAGAUCACAAGACGGUUCACCAUCGAGCUGGCGAAAAAGGGAUUCAUCGGGCCUGGCAUUGACGUCCCUGCCCCAGACAUGAGCACCGGAGAGAGGGAAAUGUCCUGGAUUGCUGACACUUACGCAAACACUAUGGGUCACCAUGAUAUCAACGCUCACGCCUGUGUGACCGGCAAACCCAUCAGCCAGGGCGGCAUCCACGGCAGGAUCUCGGCCACUGGACGUGGAGUCUUCCAUGGGAUCGAGAACUUUGUGAAUGAAGCCUCCUACAUGAGUCUACUGGGUCUGACCCCUGGGUUUGGGGACAAGACUUUUGUCAUUCAGGGCUUUGGUAAUGUCGGUCUGCACUCCAUGCGUUAUCUGCACCGUUAUGGGGCCAAGUGUGUAGGUGUGGGUGAGAUGGAUGGAAAUAUCUGGAACCCUAAUGGUAUUGACCCCAAAGAGCUGGAGGACUAUAAGCUGGCUAAUGGAACGAUUGUGGGCUUCCCCAAUGCCACGCCCUACGAGGGGAGCAUCCUGGAAGCUGACUGCGACAUCUUGAUCCCAGCAGCCAGCGAGAAGCAGCUGACCAGGAAAAAUGCCCAUAAAAUAAAAGCUAAGAUCAUCGCCGAGGGAGCCAACGGCCCCACCACACCCGACGCUGACAAGAUUUUCCUCGAGAGGAACAUCAUGGUGAUUCCAGACAUGUAUCUGAAUGCGGGUGGUGUUACUGUGUCCUACUUUGAGUGGCUUAAAAACCUUAACCACGUCAGCUAUGGCAGACUGACCUUCAAGUAUGAGCGAGACUCCAACUACCACCUUCUCAUGUCAGUUCAGGAAAGCCUGGAAAGGAAGUUUGGGAAACAUGGAGGUUCCAUUCCCGUUGUUCCUACUUCUGAGUUCCAGGCGAGGAUCGCUGGAGCAUCUGAAAAGGACAUUGUUCACUCUGGACUGGCCUAUACUAUGGAGAGAUCUGCCAGGCAAAUCAUGCGCACAGCCAAUAAGUACAACCUGGGCCUUGACCUGAGGACAGCUGCCUAUGUCAACGCCAUUGAGAAAGUCUUUAAAGUCUACAACGAGGCUGGCCUGACUUUCACAUAAAAGGCCACUCUUUUCUUUACCUCUCUGUGUGUCUGUCUGUCCGUCCAUCUUAUGCAGAUGCAGGACGCCUUGCAUCCCUCACUAUCCAAGUCCUCCAAUUAAACACAACAAGUUUACGUUUUACAUAUUACUACACAACACGACAUAUCCGUUAAAACACGUUCCAUAAAGUUCCUUCUCCCUCCUGGUUCAUAUUCUCUGAUUCUCGUACUCUCUGAUUGCAGUUUGUUUGUCAGUUCUUGGGACCCACUCAAACACACCCAACAGUGAGAUUUUACUUUAGUUCAACCACACCUGUUUCAGCCUCAGAACAUAAUAACUUGCCAGUAGACACCAAAAAAGUGCUAGUUUUUCUAGCUUUAAAUCUCCUUAUCAACUCUCUGUUGUUUAACUGUUCAGUCAUGACCUGAACUGUGAGAGCAUAUCAAAUAGAAAAACCUAUAAAGCCUUAAUGUUAUUGGUAUGAUUUUCUGCAGCAAUGCAGAGCUUGAGACUCCACAAGUGUAUGACAAAAAUACUGAGGAUUUUAAAAAGCGGACAACCAGUGGUUUAUAGGGAAAGCUAUGCACAUAAAACAGUACUUCUCAGGCUUUUAUAAAUGUUACCAAAAUAUUGCACAGUAAAUGUAUGUGUUUUUUUUUCCUUUGCUGCACAUUGUCCUGAUGGCUUAACACUUUAAAAACCAGGAAACAGUUUUUGCUUGGUCUUCUGGUGCCCUUUUGUUCGAUAGGGAAGAGUCAUAUUCUGAACCUGAUGGCUUCCACGUUUGGGUGUUGGAUCAGAUCAGUUAUUGUUCCAGAAUUGGAAGGGAAUAACGUUAGAUUUGGGAACAAAGGUUUAUUUUCUUCGUAUCAGAUUUGAAUAUGAAAUCUGAAAAAAAAAAAAAAGUUUGUAUUACCUUCUAUUGUUAAAAAACAAA